AAAGGAGCUUUACGAUUCGCGCGCUCGCACGUGGGAGGCGAGAUGGUAAGCGUGCUCCGAUCGCGAGGGCUUCUUCUCGCAGCACCGAGGGAAUCGCUUCUUCGUCCCGCUUUUCGCAAAGCGCUUCCUCCUCCUCCUCCUCCUCCUCCUCCUCUUCAUCAUCAACACCACGAUCUCCUCCUCCUCCUCCUCCGCCGCAACCUCUCCUGCGCGAGGUCGCCACCAAUGGAGGCGGCGGAGCCCUACAUCUUCGGCCCCUACAAGAUCGAUCCCAUGGAGGUGUUCUACUCCACUCCCCUCUCCUACGCCAUGGUCAACCUCAGACCUGUUCUUCCUGGUCAUGUUCUUGUGUGCUCACGACGUGAAGUGAAGCGCUUUAUUGAUCUUACUACUGACGAGACUAACGAUUUAUGGCUUACUGCAAAAGAAGUUGGUCGCCGGCUUGAGGAUUAUCACAAAGCUUCUUCACUUACCUUUACAAUUCAAGAUGGACCCCAAGCAGGACAGACGGUUCCUCAUGUGCACAUUCACAUUCUCCCCCGUAGGAUGGGAGAUUUUGAGAAGAACGAUGAAAUUUAUGAUGCAAUAGACGAGAAAGAGAAGGAAUUAAAGGAGAAGCUUGAUCUCGACAAAGAAAGGAAAGAUCGAACAAAGGGUGAAAUGGCUCACGAAGCCAGUGAAUACCGCGCUCUUUUCUCUUAGUCAGAUUUUCAGCCGCCAUCUGCAAUGCGGGAUGCUUUUAGUUCCGCGCUGCAUCGCUUGAAUAUGUCAUCUUGUUCGUAAGGUGAAGGCAACUCUUUGGGAAGCCUCUUCAAGGAGGAGAUAGGAGGACUUUGAUCCUAACACUUAUCUUUUUCAGAAGCUGAAGGCGACUCUUCGGGGCAAUCGCUUAACUUCAUGCUUAUUUAGUGGAUUUAAACUGGAAUCUAUUGUUUUCAAAUGACAAUGCGAGAGUACAAUAACCAUUUCCUUGAAAACCAUAUAUUGUGUGGUGAAUUGCGUUUGGCUGUGUUCAGAUAAAUGAAAGUUGCUUAUAAA
This is a messenger RNA of Ananas comosus (pineapple), 1038 nucleotides long. RefSeq names its product bifunctional bis(5'-adenosyl)-triphosphatase/adenylylsulfatase FHIT. NCBI's taxonomy places the organism in Eukaryota, Viridiplantae, Streptophyta, Magnoliopsida, Poales, Bromeliaceae. The record is from RefSeq and is a predicted model, not a curated record. The transcript is spliced from 5 exons. Gene Ontology annotation, molecular function: catalytic activity. The coding region runs from base 43 to 702 and encodes 219 amino acids.